UCUUUGUACUGUGAGUCAUGCACUUGGUUUAAGCUCAGAUUUGCUUUCAGCAAGAGUUAAUCAUGAAGACUGUGAAAGGCUUCUGUGUCCUUUUCAUGCUGCAUCUGGGUUUCUUUGACUCUGGAAGGACUGGGAAAGUACUUGUAUGGCCCAUGGAUUUCAGUCACUGGAUUAAUUUAAAUGUGAUUCUGGAAGAACUCCGCCAUCGUGGGCACGAGAUAACUGUCCUGGUACCUUCACCAAGUCUCCUGCUUGAUCAUACCAAGAUUCCUUUUAAUGUGGAGAUCCUCCAACUUCCAGUAACUAAAGAAACUCUCAGGGAAGAACUCGACACAGCUCUCUAUUCAGCUUCUUUUGAACUGCCAAAUCUCUCCUGGUGGGAAAUGCAUAUAAAACUGACAAAAAUAGGCCAAAGUUUUUUUAGAACAAUGAAAAGAAUAUGUGACAGUGCUAUCACAGAUAAGGAUUUACUCAGCAGACUACAGGCAGCUAAGUUUGAUAUCUGCUUGGCUGACCCUUUAAGCUUUUGUGGGGAGUUAGUGGCUGAGCUCCUCAAUAUUCCAUUUAUAUACUCUUUCCGGUUUUCCUAUGGGAAUGUCAUUGAGAGAUGGUGUGCUGGGCUUCCGAUGCCUUCUUCCUACGUUCCUGGAAGUACAUCAAGACUGACAGACAACAUGACUUUUGUACAGAGGCUGGAGAAUUGGUUAUUGUACACACUAAUUGAUAUGCUGUAUUCUUACUAUGUAUUUCCGGAAUGGGAUGCAUAUUACAGCAAGGUUUUAGGAAAACCUACCACAUUAUGUGAGACUAUGGGGAAAGCUGAAAUGUGGUUGAUUCGAACUUACUGGGAUUUUGAAUUUCCUCAACCAUACUUACCUAAUGUUGAAUUUGUUGGAGGACUGCACUGCAAGCCUGCGAAGCCCCUACCGAAGGACUUAGAAGAGUUUGUCCAAAGCUCUGGAGAAGAUGGAGUUGUGGUGUUUACUCUGGGGUCAAUGAUCAGAAACCUCACGGAAGAAAAGGCCAAGAUGAUUGCAUCAGCCCUUGCCCAGAUUCCACAGAAGGUUCUGUGGAGAUACACAGGAAAGAAACCAGAUACACUCGGAGCCAAUACCCGGCUGUAUGAAUGGAUUCCGCAAAAUGAUCUUCUUGGCCAUCCCCAAACCAGAGCUUUUAUCACUCACAGUGGAACCAAUGGGGUCUAUGAAGCUAUUUACCAUGGGGUGCCUAUGGUGGGAAUUCCCAUGUUUGGUGAUCAGCAUGAUAAUGUUGCUCGUGUAAAAGCCAAAGGGGCAGCUGUUGAAGUAGACUUGCCCACAAUGACAAGUUCUGAUCUGCUUCAUGCUUUGAAGGAGGUUAUUAACAACCCUUCCUAUAAAGAGAACGCUAUGAAGUUAUCAAGAAUCCACCACGAUCAGCCUGUAAAGCCCCUGGACCGAGCAGUCUUCUGGAUAGAGUUUGUCAUGCGCCACAAAGGAGCCAAGCACCUGCGACCAGCCCUCCACGACCUCACCUGGUACCAGAACCACUCUCUGGAUGUGAUUGGGUUCCUGUUGGCCUGUGUGGCAACUGCUGUGUUCGUCAUCACAAAAUGUUGUCUGUUUUGUUGCCUGAAGUUUGGUAAAACUACAAAGAAGAAAAAGAGAGAGUAGGGUUUUUUAUUAAUGAUUUGACUGGAAACCUUGGUAGGGUCCAUCCGAAUUAAUCCAGCUACUGAUUUGAACAGAUUCCUCUCCUGCUCUUCUGGGUUCUUGUCCAUUCCUCAGCUUAUCAAGUCAACUGUCAAAGACAACACGAAAAUGUGCCACAUGAUUUAGCACUAAUGUUUAAAAUAAUCUAUUCGUUGAAAAGAGAAGAUAAACAAAUAAACA
Messenger RNA from Camelus dromedarius (Arabian camel), 1871 nucleotides. Its product is annotated as UDP-glucuronosyltransferase 2C1. The transcript has 6 exons. The record is from RefSeq and is a predicted model, not a curated record. Bases 63 to 1652 code for a protein of 529 amino acids. NCBI's taxonomy places the organism in Eukaryota, Metazoa, Chordata, Mammalia, Artiodactyla, Camelidae. Gene Ontology annotation, molecular function: glucuronosyltransferase activity.